Messenger RNA from Medicago truncatula (barrel medic), 2715 nucleotides. Its product is annotated as root phototropism protein 3. The record is from RefSeq and is a predicted model, not a curated record. The coding region runs from base 468 to 2477 and encodes 669 amino acids. NCBI's taxonomy places the organism in Eukaryota, Viridiplantae, Streptophyta, Magnoliopsida, Fabales, Fabaceae. Gene Ontology annotation, molecular function: protein binding. The transcript is spliced from 7 exons.
ACAUUAUUCAAUAACCUUACAAUUUCUUAGGCUUACCCGAUUACCGAAAUUAUAAUAGAUCAUUAUUUUUUUCCUCUGCACUUCUCUCCAAAAGUCUCGAUUCAUCCUUAUUAAUGUUGGUGUAUAUUUUUAUAUAUCAAAUCACUCACUCAUACCAACAUUUCUAAAACUCCAUUAUCUUUGUUUAUCACAAAAUUUCAGGCAUAAGAGCAAAUACUCACACCUUCUUCUUCAGCUCAUUUGAGCUCUUGUAUAUAAAGGAUUAUCCUCAUUAAUCCUUCAUCUACACCUUCCAUAUGUUUUCCAUAUAUCAAUAAGUAAAUUGUCAAGAACUCUACCUUUUCAUCUCUUUCCAUUUUGUUGCUGAUGGGGCUUGAAGUGAAGAUGGUUUGAAGGAGAAAAUCAGAAGUGUAGCAAAAGUACUAGAACUUCCAAAAGCCACUUAAAUCAUUUCCAAGAUAACGAGUAUGUGGGAAUCUGAAAGUGAAACAGCAGCUGGAAGGGAAUAUGGAGGUGGAGUUCUCACCUCAACCAAACAUGGUGUUAAGAUUGAAGGUUUUCAUCAAAGAGGCAACUCAUGGUAUGUUUCAGCUGAUAUUCCAAGUGAUCUUCAAGUCCAAAUUGGAGAAGCCAGCUUCCACUUGCACAAGUAUCCUUUGCUAUCUAGAAGUGGAAAGCUGAACAGAAUCCUAUAUGAUUCUCGCGACCCCGACUUGAAUAAGAUAGCUAUGGAUGAUCUCCCAGGAGGGCCUGAAGCUUUUGAACUUGCAGCCAAAUUCUGCUAUGGAGUUGCUAUUGAUUUGACAGCAAGCAACAUUUCCGGCCUAAGAUGUGCUGCUGAGUAUCUUGAAAUGACUGAGGAUCUAGAAGAAGGAAAUCUUAUAUUCAAGACUGAAGCUUUUCUUAGCUAUGUUGUUUUGUCUUCAUGGAGAGACUCUAUAGUAGUGUUGAAAAGCUCUGAAAAGCUGUCACCAUGGGCAGAAAAUCUUCAAAUUGUCCGAAGAUGCAGUGAGUCUAUAGCUUGGAAAGCUUGUGCUAAUCCAAAAGGAAUAAGGUGGGCGUAUACUGGAAGAGCAACGAAAGCUUCAAGUCCAAAAUGGAACGAAAUGAAAGACUCAAGCCCGAGUAGGAAUCAGCUAGUUCCUCCUGAUUGGUGGUUUGAAGAUGUUUCAAUCCUUAGGAUUGAUCACUUUGUUAGAGUCAUUACUGCUAUUAAGGUAAAAGGCAUGAGAUUUGAACUGAUUGGUGCUGGAAUAAUGCAUUAUGCAACUAAAUGGCUACCAGGACUGGCGGGGAACGACACUACAAUCCAAGGAGAGGAAACAAGCAACAAUAGUAAUAGUAGUUUUAGUAGCGGUGACAACAACAGUAGCUGGAGAGGUGGACUUCAUAUGAUUGUUUCUGGAACUAGAGAUGAAACUUCAACUCUUCAAACCAAGGAUCAAAAGAUGGUUAUUGAGAGUCUCAUCAGCAUAAUUCCACCACAGAAAGACAGUGUCUCGUGUAGCUUCCUUCUCAGGCUUCUGAGAAUGGCAAACAUGUUAAAGGUAGCAUAUGCAUUGAUUACUGAUUUAGAGAAAAGGGUUGGAAUGCAGUUUGAGCAAGCUACACUUUCUGAUCUUCUAAUUCCUUGCUAUGAGAAAAGUGAAACUAUGUAUGAUGUGGAUCUUGUUCAGAGGUUGUUGGAGCAUUUUCUUGUUCAAGAACAAACUGAAGGUUAUAGUCCAAGUAGACAAUCCCUUUCUGAUCACAAGAAUGUGGGAAGUAACCUGAAUGCCAAGGCAAGAGUGGCAAGGCUUGUGGACAGUUAUCUUACAGAGGUAUCUAGAGAUAGAAACCUUUCAUCGACAAAGUUUCAGGUUCUUGCAGAAGCUUUACCUGAGUCAGCUAGAGUUUCUGAUGAUGGACUAUACAGAGCAAUUGAUUCAUAUCUCAAGGCACAUCCAACACUAACUGAGCACGAAAGGAAGCGUCUCUGCCGUGUAAUGGAUUGUCAAAAACUCUCCAUUGACGCCUGCAUGCACGCAGCUCAAAACGAACGACUGCCAUUAAGGGUAGUAGUGCAAGUUUUAUUCUCUGAGCAAGUAAAGAUAAGCAAUGCACUAGCCAACAGCUCUCUAAAAGGCAGUGUUGAAUCUCAGUACCAACCAAUGGUAACAAACAGGAAAACGCUUCUCGAAGGGACACCGCAAUCUUUCCAAGAAGGAUGGACAACAGCAAAGAAAGACAUUAACACAUUAAAGUUUGAACUUGAGAGUGUGAAAACAAAGUAUCUGGAGCUUCAACAUGAUAUGGAAAAUCUGCAGAAAAAUUUCGAUAAGCUGCUGAAGCAAAAGCAUACAUCAGCUUGGACUAGUGGGUGGAAGAAACUGAGCAAACUUACAAAAAUGACAAAUGUGGAAAAUCAUGAUAUGGUUCCAAUUUCUGAAGAACCAAACAGAAAGACAACUAGAAGGUGGAGAAACUCAAUAUCUUGAGAGACAUCAAAUUCUCAAUUGCCUAAGAACUGAUACCUCUCAAACUUUAAUUUGUUAUUUGGACUUUUUUCUUUUCUUUUUUGGUCAUAUUUCAUUCCUUUUCCACUUUUGGACAGCAUUCAAGUUUCUUCUAUUUUAAUUCUUUCUUCUUUUUAAUUAGAAUUCUAUGGAAUUCAAAUAACAUGUAAUUUGUGACCAAGUAUAAUCAUAAUUUUCUUGUGUGAAAUUUCAACAUGCA